Pistacia vera is the source of this 1671-nucleotide messenger RNA. RefSeq names its product B3 domain-containing protein At5g06250-like. The transcript has 3 exons. The record is from RefSeq and is a predicted model, not a curated record. Lineage: Eukaryota; Viridiplantae; Streptophyta; Magnoliopsida; Sapindales; Anacardiaceae. Bases 64 to 1323 code for a protein of 419 amino acids. Gene Ontology annotation, molecular function: DNA binding; DNA-binding transcription factor activity.
UUAUUUUAAUAUCUUCAAAAUCUUAAAGUGAAAAAACAAGUACAUGAAAUUACACUGAAAAUAAUGAUUGAAUUUUUCAUCACGCAAAACCUUAAAGUACUCUCGUACUUACUCACAAUUCUCCUUCUUCUCUCUCUCAUUUUGUCAUAUCUCUUCUCUUUGCUCCAUCAAAUAUCCCCACACUUUCUUCUUCAUCAACACCAUAAUAAGUCAUCCUUUGCCCCCUCCACUCCUCUCCCCAUUUCUCCCAAUUUAUUUUGCUUCUCACUUUCUCGCCUUCCAAUCAUGUCCAUCAACCAUUUCUCCACUGACUUACAAGAAACCCCCUGGUGGCCUCCCCAACAACAACAAUCCUUAAAUAUGGAGUCAACUCAUCAACAUCCCAACUCUUCUUCAAAGCAGCAACAACAACAAUUCAAUUCUUGGCCUUCACAUCAACAAUUCUUCCACCAUCACCAUCCUCACAUCCAUCAUCAAGGUUUCAACUUUAAUCUUAACCAGGAGAACUACUGUGGACAAGAACAUGAGGGGCAGGAUGAGGCAGAUGCCGCUGCUGGCACCAGCCAAGAACGGGAAGCCGAGGUUGAGAGAGAAACCAUGUUUGAGAAGCCCUUAACUCCGAGCGACGUGGGGAAACUCAACCGUCUGGUGAUACCCAAACAACACGCGGAGAAAUACUUUCCACUCGGCGGCGGUGGCGACGCAGGGGACAAAGGGUUGUUACUGAGUUUUGAGGAUGAGUCCGGGAAGUGCUGGAGUUUUCGAUACUCGUAUUGGAACAGUAGCCAGAGCUAUGUGUUAACGAAAGGGUGGAGCCGAUACGUGAAGGAGAAGAGAUUAGAUGCCGGCGAUAUAAUUCUUUUCGAGCGCCACAGAACCGAUGGCCAAAGGUUGUUUAUAGGGUGGAGACGACGCGGCGCUACGGUGGCCCCGGAUGCUACUAGCGGCAGUCGUAGUGGUGGUGGUGGUAGCGGCGGUGGCGGUGGGUGGAGCACAGGGUUGUAUUCAGGCUCACCACAUCCUUAUCCUCCUGCUCAACCCCAUGGAAUUACUGUGCCACACCAACCUGACUGUCUUCAUGCAGGGUCUGUGGUGCAGAACCCAGUUGGAAAUUCGAAGACUUUAAGGCUAUUUGGGGUGAACAUGGAGUGCCAGCUCGAUGGGUUCGAGCCAUCGACCCUCGAUGAUUCAUCGAUGUCGAGCCAUAGUCAAGCCCGCGGUUACGGCCAGCAGCAGCAGAAGCAGUUUAAUUACUCUCAGGCAUAUUCUUCAAACCGUCACAAUCAGAUGGACAUCACUUUCUCUCAAGAUGUCAACCGAUGAUGAGAAAUCGCCAAGGAUAAGAUCUGGAGGAUGGGUUCAGGAUUUGACUUUAAUUGAAACCCCACUUGGAAGGUCAAGAAAUUUUUAUAAAUAUUUUAUGAGGGAAAAAGAAAAAAAAUUAUAAAAUGUUCAAAAAAACCUGAUUAUGACGAGGGUAGGGGAGUGGGGGGCCCAUGCCCCAGAAGAUGAUGAGAUGAGAAGGAGAGGAAUCCAUUUGGACUGUUGAGAUUCUGUCUGAAGAUUUUUCAUGAAGAAAUUUGAUUAAGGUGGUGGUGGUGAUUGGUGACGGUGAUGUGGGUGGUGGUGGGUGGGUGGAGGUGGACUUUGAAUAGAUGGGUGACAGCCCAG